This is a messenger RNA of Peniophora sp. CBMAI 1063, 807 nucleotides long. Lineage: Eukaryota; Fungi; Basidiomycota; Agaricomycetes; Russulales; Peniophoraceae. The record is from the annotation of a GenBank genome assembly.
AUGCCUCCCUCGCAGAUGUCGAAGAAGCGCAAGUUCGUUGCCGACGGUGUCUUCCGCGCCGAGCUCAACGAGUUCUUCACCCGCGAGCUCGCAGAGGAGGGUUACUCUGGCUGCGACGUCCGCGUCACCCACGCACGCACUGAGAUUAUCAUCCGUGCCACCCACACGCAGGAGGUUCUCGGCGAGAAGGGCCGCCGCAUCCGCGAGCUGACCGCGCUCGUCUCAAAACGCUUCAAGUUCCCUGAGAACUCGCUCGAGCUCUACGCCGAGAAGGUCCAGUUCCGCGGUCUCUCUGCCGUCGCACAGUGCGAGUCUCUCCGCUACAAGCUCCUCGGUGGCCUUGCCAUCCGUCGUGCAUGCUACGGUGUCCUCCGCUUCGUCAUGGAGUCGGGUGCCAAGGGUUGCGAGGUUGUCGUCUCUGGAAAGCUCCGCGCUGCCCGUGCAAAGUCGAUGAAGUUCACCGACGGUUUCAUGAUCCACUCCGGUCAGCCCGUCCGCGACUUUGUCGACUACGCCGUCCGCCACGUUCUCCUCCGUCAGGGUGUCCUCGGUAUCAAGGUCAAGAUCAUGAAGGGCUGGGAUCCCGAGGGCAAGGUCGGCCCCUCCAAGCCCCUCCCCGACUCCGUCCAGGUCCUCGAGCCCCCGAUCGACAAGAUCGUCGCCGAGCCCACGUCCGAGUCGCGCGAGCCCGCCGUCCCCGCACCCCAUGUCGCUGCCGCAGCCGACGAGGGCGCUGCUUACCAGCAGGCACCCGAGUCGUACGAGCAGGGCUACCCGCAGGAGCCUGCCGCUGCCGGCGGCUUCUGA